Racocetra fulgida is the source of this 361-nucleotide messenger RNA. Lineage: Eukaryota; Fungi; Glomeromycota; Glomeromycetes; Diversisporales; Gigasporaceae. The record is from the annotation of a GenBank genome assembly.
AUGUCACAACCACCAACCGUCAAUGAUUUCAGAUCUGUCUAUAACUUAGUUGAAUUAGAAUUAGAAGAUUAUGAAGAAAAUGAAUUAGUUUUGGAUACGAUUCAUGAUUUAAAAUCAUUUUUUCAAAAUUCUAAUAAUUGUACUUGCCGUAUAAAACAGAAAGACCUUAGAACUUGUUUUGAAAAAGUAGGGUUUAAACGUUUUUUUGAGAGACAUUUUGAAUUAAAAGCUUUAGAAGAACGUGAGCUAGAACUUUUUGUAAAAUCGCAAUUAACAUCAUUUGAAAUUAGUGAUGAAAAAGAAAAAAAUAAAACACCAAGACAUACAUAUAGAUACAAUUAUAAUUAUUCUUUACCUCUUU